AUUACCAUCUUGCUUUCACAACAGGAGCUAUGGUCAGAAUCUUUGUGAUUUUUUGCCUUUUUGCAUCUGUGAAAACAAGUGGGAUUGAUAAUCUUCAAGUGCAAACAGUGAAUUAUGGAGAAAAUGUUACAAUAAAAUGUAACCAAAACUUUGUCAAAGGCAAUAAGAACUAUUUAGCCUGGUAUAAGCAGAGUUUUGGAAAACUGCCUCAGCUUAUUGUAAGAGCAGCUGGGCAUAACGCAGAUGUCAGAUAUGCCCGACCACUUGUACAUCGCUUCAGAUUAACUGCAAGUGAAGAAAAGUUUGAUCUCAGCAUUAUAAACACUGUAGAAGAGGAUACAGGAACAUAUUUCUGUGUGAACGUAAAGGAGUAUGUUACAGAGUUUGAAUCUGGGACCCUCCUGCUUUUUCCAGAUGAAAAGUCUAAGAAGCGAAAUCUGAAUGAAGUAGAUGUGAAAAGUGGAGAGUCGGUUACACUCCAGUGUUCAGUGACUCCUUUGAGCUGUUCAGGAGAACACAGUGUGUACUGGUUCAGACAUGGAUCAGGAGAAUCUCAUCCAGGAAUCAUUUACACUCAUGGAGACACAGACAGUCAGUGUACGAGGAGCUCUGAGACUGAUUCUACUACACAGAGCUGUGUCUACAAACUCCCCAAGAGAAACCUCAGCCUCUCUGAUGCUGGAACUUACUACUGUGCUGUGGCUGCAUGUGGACAGAUACUGUUUGGGAAUGGAACUAAACUCAGUGUAAAAGAAGACAAUAUUUGGAUUUUUGCCUUGACAACAACCAAUGUGAUAACUGUUAUUGUGACUGUCGUUCUGGCUGUUCUGCUCCUUAAGAACCAGCGGAAAGGGUCUUUCACUGAUCAUCCAAGUCACACAAAUCAGGUUGAGAACACAGAUGGCUUGAAUUAUGCAGCUCUGAAUUUUGCUAAGAAACCUCCUCCAUCCAGAACGUCCAGAGUCAAGGAAAGUCAAGACAUUUACUCACAGGUCAAAGUACGAUAGA
Molecule: messenger RNA, 1008 nt
Organism: Colossoma macropomum (tambaqui)
Lineage: Eukaryota; Metazoa; Chordata; Actinopteri; Characiformes; Serrasalmidae
Exons: 6
Coding region: 30-1007 (325 amino acids)
Biological process (GO): response to bacterium
Source: RefSeq, a predicted model, not a curated record